UGCAUCUCCUAAACCUUAACAAAUCAAAUAAUUCUUGUCCCAAAAACCGGUCUUCAGGAAUUUCUUAUGGUGUUUAAUGAUGAAGUGGGGAAGAAAAAAAACUUCUCCAUCCUCGUUCUCGUCCCACCUUCCUUCACUUUCUCGUAUGUUCCCCACUGCAUGGCUUUCCAUAUUCAAGCGAAUGAGCAUCCAUUCUGAACCUAAACCUGCAAAAGAAAAGCAAAAAGAGAUGAGGAAUUCUAUGUCAGUGAACUCAUCAAAGUUUGUUGGUGGAGGAGAAAGAUUCCAUGGUGGCGAUGGUGAGGCAUUUUGGAAGCUGUCAUUUGGAGAAGAUAGCGCUGAUGGCAAGACUAGUGAAAGUGUAUCCCGGUCAGCUUGGUAUGAUUCAGAUGAUGAGCUUGAUUUUGCACCGUCAAGUUUUCGGAGCUGUGGAUCAAAUGCUACGAGCAUAAAGGAAAAAGAGGAAACUAAGGCGUUCAGCAAUAUGGCUUUUGGUAAAAUGAAGAUCAAAGAAUUUCGUAGGGAUACGCAGAUUUUACCAGACAUGAAUAUGUACAAAGGAGAAAAGACGACAGUACUUAAGUCACCAAGGAGCAGGAUGAAAACCGAGAAAGAAUUGAAGUUGAAGAAGACAAAUGAAAGAGCUAUGGAAGAGAAAAGGUUGAAAAGACAAAAUAAAUCAGGUGAAGCACAGCAUAAAUCAGCAAAAUCAGCAGACAAGAAAACCUUGGAACUGGAACCUUUGAGAACACUUUCAAUUAUUGAAAGGGAAAAUCUGAAGUUGGCGGGUGAUUAUCAGAGAAAGCAUCAACAUCCAUCUACCAUUAAUCUAAGAACCUCUAAUUUAACAGCAAUUAAAGACGGCUCUGCAUUUCCAGCUCAGAAAUUAGCGGAAACUGAUGUAUUUUCUCCAGAAGAGUUUAGUUCAGAGGGGGAAAAGUGGAAAGUAAAGAAAAAUGAAAAGAUGAAAGUGAAGAGUGAGAAACAGAGGAAAUCUCUUUACAUGAGCAGAGAAUUACCGAGGAGGAGAAUGAAGCAAAACAACAAGGUCCGGGCUUUUUCUCCAAGAACAGCUUCCAGAGUUGAAAUCUGCAAAAUAAAAGCUCUGGAAGACAUGAAGAAGGCCAAAUUGAAGAUGAAGGCAGCAGAACAGACGGCAAUUAGCCGAAGAACUGGAUUAGAGAACUUUGCCAUGGUGAAAUGCUCAUUUGAUCCAGAGAGGGAUUUUAGAGAUUCAAUGAUCGAGAUGAUCAGGGAGAACGGGAUCAGUCAACCAGAAGAACGAGAAGAACUCUUGGCUUGUUAUCUGACACUAAAUUCUGAUGCAUACCAUGAUCUAAUUAUCAAAGUAUUUCAGCAGGUAUGGCUUGACCUGGAUCAGGCCUGUUCUGACACAGUCCUACAGAAAGAACAAUGUUUCUUUGAUUAAUAACUUUCUAUGUGAUGAUGACCAAAAUUGUGAAUGAUUUUCUAGUUUCUACAGUUACACUUGCACUUAUGCUUCUAAUUUGCAUCAAAUUACAAUUUUAGCUUUAAAUCCAUAGUUUAAGAGUCUGGCUAGAAGUGACUUGACAUCAAGCAUGCAAAUGCAAGAAGAUAUUCACCUUUACUUACACGCUUAUGCCCAUAUCUCCAUUAUAAGCAAAGUCCCUAGACAUUUUCUCGUACUGUCUCAUGCUUUCCUACUGCACCUUCAUUCUGCACCAUCAUUUUGCUGUUGGCUAUUGUUAGCACUUAGCAGCAAUCCAGAACAGGGCACUUCUUUCCAACUUUCCAGCAUAAUGGAUUCUGAUUUUUCAUAAUUCGGUAAUUUCUCUUCUGUAGUCUCAACAUUCAUUUCACAACUACUAGUGUAUGGUGCAUGCUACAGAAUUACUGCCACGUUACUUCCAUAAGCCUAGAUUCAAUUUGUGUCUGGUGCCAUAUCUUGGGAUAGCAUUGCUAGUUCUCUGAAGCAAAUUAGACUGCAAACUUUUACCAAUGUUAGAUUUGUUCAAGAAUCAUUCUUCGCCAGCUAAGAACUAAAGAACAACUCCAUCUACUUCAAUCAUGCUACACCCAGGCUCCUUGUUUAUUUUUUAGGCCUUUAUCUUUCACCUCACAUUCAUAACAUCAUCCUAUCUUUGCAAUGAUGCAUAUGUAUUUGACAACUGAACAUAACCAGCACCAUUACUUGGUCUAACUCUAAG
Molecule: messenger RNA, 2189 nt
Organism: Durio zibethinus
Lineage: Eukaryota; Viridiplantae; Streptophyta; Magnoliopsida; Malvales; Malvaceae
Product: transcription repressor OFP5-like
Biological process (GO): negative regulation of DNA-templated transcription
Source: RefSeq, a predicted model, not a curated record